Molecule: messenger RNA, 1397 nt
Organism: Capsicum annuum
Lineage: Eukaryota; Viridiplantae; Streptophyta; Magnoliopsida; Solanales; Solanaceae
Product: ribonuclease MRP protein subunit POP4
Exons: 10
Coding region: 66-956 (296 amino acids)
Biological process (GO): rRNA processing; tRNA 5'-leader removal
Cellular component (GO): ribonuclease P complex; ribonuclease MRP complex
Molecular function (GO): ribonuclease P RNA binding
Source: RefSeq, a predicted model, not a curated record
GGGGUGAUAGACGCCAGCAAAAUUCAGAAAAAUCGAAUAGCUCCAAGGAGAUACGAAGCACAACAAUGGCAGAAGAGCAAAAGAAGCGAACAAUGGAAGCAUUAGAACGAAGAUUCGCUCAAGCAAAAGCUGAAAUUCAUCAUCAACAAAAUCACAAGCACCAAAAAAUUUCCGUUACCACAACUGGAAACAACACUAAAAGUUCUUCCCCUUCGCAGCUAAAAUCAACAGCUCCUUCAUCGUCCAAAAAAGGCUAUUUAUCUUUUUCUGGCCAUACAUCUGCUCAAGAUGUUGAACUGAAUAAUCCAGCAUACCUUCAGAUAUCCCAUUCAGUAGACAAUAAUCUUCUGAAAAUGACCACGGAGAGUUCUGGUAACAACACAACUGUUAACGAUAUUUUGCACGAUCUUCUCCAACAUGGUGAUUCAGCCCAGAAAUAUAUGCAGGGGUCAAAGAAUGUGAAAGUAGAUAACUGGAUUCUUCUUGAUAAUGUUGUGCAAAAAAGCAGCAUUGCUACUGGAGCUCGUAGUCGGCCUUUGCAGAGACAGUCAAAGAGAUCUAAAAGACGUAUGUCCAUAAAGCAGCAUAAGAAGUUCGGAUCAUUUGAUUUGCCGCAAGAGUUCCAUGACUAUGACAUCUUCAAGCCAAUGCAUGAUAAGUGGAAAGACUACGUAACAAAACUCCUGAAGAACAUUGGGAAAAAUCAGUUAUCACAAUGUAUUCUUAAUGCAGACUUGCAUGGUGCACUAAUUCUAGUUGUUCAGUGCAAAAUAGCAGGCUUAAUUGGUGUACGUGGCAUCAUGAUUCGUGAGACCGUAGAAACAUUUGGAAUAAUCACAGAAGAAAACAAAUUCAAAGUUGUACCGAAAAAGCUUUCGGUAUUUAUGCUACAAGUGGAUUGCUGGAAAGUUACAUUGCUUGGAGAUAAACUCAGUUCGAGAAACAUGACUACAUGAUAUUGUUAAGACGGAUAUUUAUUAUAUGGGUAAUUUCCUGGCAUUUCAGUAUCGUCUUUCAGAUUAAAUAGCUGUAUUAUUUCCUGGAGGAUCACUUUGCCUGGGUUUCGUUCUUUUAGCCAACGCUGAUCAAAAGAAAGACUACGUUGGAUUUAGAGUGGGAGAACAAAGGCGGCAUCUAAGGGGGCAAUAAGUUUUUGAAAUUUGAAUACUGUAUUAGAAUUGAAUUAUAUUUAGCCUAUCAGUUGCAAUUCAACAACAUACCCCGUGUAAUCCCCACUAGUGGUGUCUCAGGCGAGCAGUAUGUAUGCAACCUUACCCUACCAUGUGAAGGUAGAGAGGUUGUUUCCUAUAGACAAAAAUUCAUUUUCCAAAUUGGGAUAUUCCUUGGGUCAUUUAAGUUGUACAGUUUAACUUUUAUUUAGAAAGAGUUAUUUAUCA